Ipomoea nil (Japanese morning glory) is the source of this 936-nucleotide messenger RNA. RefSeq lists its product as uncharacterized. NCBI's taxonomy places the organism in Eukaryota, Viridiplantae, Streptophyta, Magnoliopsida, Solanales, Convolvulaceae. The transcript is spliced from 2 exons. The record is from RefSeq and is a predicted model, not a curated record. Bases 185 to 640 code for a protein of 151 amino acids.
AUGAGUAGAUACUCCGUAAUUUUAAGAAGCGGACCACAAUACAUUUCAAAUUUUCAAACGUUUCCUUUUUUCGUUUUUGCAUCCUCCGCCCUCUCUUGUCUGCGCAGGCGCUCCUCUCUCUCUCUCUCUCUUCUCCCGUACAGACGCGGUGGCUCCGAGAGUUAUCGGGCGAGUCGAGGUGCAGAUGUCGGGUCAAACAUUGCCCGAAACUCAAGGGUCGCAAGACGAGGAGGAGAUGGAAGAGGAAGAGCUGGGGAAUCUAGAGGAAGAGGUUACCCAAAUGGCUGAGAAAGUAGCAGAGUACCGGGCCACGCUUCCGGAUCAGCUCAAGACCACUCUAGCGUCUCUUCUUGCUGCUCAGCGACCUGCACUCCAGAUGCAUUUCGAUGUCGCUUCCCUACCUCAACCCGCCCCUGCCUCUGAUUUAGGACCUGUCGAAUCUCAAACUUUGGGUUCCUUAACAGAGGAAGAGCAGGAAGAGACGGAGAAAGUACAACUCCUGAAACAGAAGAUUUUGAGCAAUGCGUCUGCCAUACCAAUUGUCUUAAAGAGGGUGAAGGAAUGUAUGUCAAGGAUUCAUAAAUUAGAGUCACACAACGGAUUUAUCCAUCCCGCUUUUAAACGAAAAAGGACCAGCUGAUGGUUUUGUACCAGAUUUGCUUUCUUGUAUGUUAUUGUGCUAGAGUAGCUACAUACCUUUUGACCUCUAAGGUAGCAGCCAUUAGAGAAAGGAAUGGCUGGUCUAAGUUGCACGUCAACUGGUGAGUUAAGGGUCAUUGUUGUAAUUACAUAGAAACACCUGUUUGAUAUCCGUAUGUAUUAUAACCAAUUAUUCAUAACAAUAGGGAUUAGCAGAUGACAAUUUUCUGAAAAAUUGUAAGCUUCGCUGUUGAGGUUAUGAUAUUUUGUGGUGCUAUCUGCAGCACCACUUUUGUU